Molecule: messenger RNA, 1029 nt
Organism: Thyridium curvatum
Lineage: Eukaryota; Fungi; Ascomycota; Sordariomycetes; Thyridiales; Thyridiaceae
Exons: 2
Coding region: 1-1029 (342 amino acids)
Source: RefSeq, a predicted model, not a curated record
AUGAGCGGCCGUACGCAUGCAGCACCCCGGGCUGCGACAAAAGCUUCAUCCAACGGAGCGCCCUCACCGUCCACAUCAGGACACACACUGGCGAGAAGCCGCACAAGUGCCUGCAUGUGGGCUGCAACAAGCGUUUCUCAGAUCUUCUGCCGCAAGACGACCAUGGUCAAGCACCAGCGGCGGUCGCACCAGCGCGGCAUGUAUUCGGCGGAGCUUGACGACUGCACGUCCGAGUCCGGCACCGAGGAGUCUCCUUCCACACCCAAGAGCGGCGCAAUCUCUUGGCCACCACCCGGCAACGGCAUGCAGCCCGGCAUGCCCCAAGGACACAUCAUCCACAGGGCGGCUUCCUUCGACAGCUUCGGCCAGCCGAUGAACCAGUUCGACAUGCAGCAGUACAGCCACCGCCACAGCCUGUCCGGAGGACCCCCGGAAUACCACGGCCAGCCGAUGCACGGCCAGGCCGCAAACAUGCCCCAGCACCCCUUCUACGUGACCGACCAGAGCAAUCCUGGCGUGGCCACCAUGAACACGGCACCCAUGGCCGCUCAGUAUCCUAUGCAGAGGCAAGCCGUGGAACGCAUCGCGGUCGACAUCCCAUAUCCUGCUCCCGGGCUAGCCGCGUCUGUCCAGAGCAGCCCGAGCACGUUUUCCACGCCCGGCCGGAGCCCCUCGACCAUGGACCGGUUCUAUACCCACCAGCCACCCCAAGCGGCGACGUAUGCGCUGCAGGGCGCCUCCCCGGUAGAUCAGCAGCCCCCUCUUGUCAACUUCCAUGACCCGAUGCACCAGCAUCCCCAACCCCAACCGCCACACCAAGGACACCCGGCAAUCCCAGCCCAGUAUCAGCAACCCCAGGCUCAGUCUGAAGAACAAUGGGCCUACCAAUACCAGUCCCCGGUUGAGGUCACUCCCAUCGGGCCUAUCUCCGCAUAUGGCACGGUAGCCUAUAAUCCCUGGGAAGAGCCAAAACUCGAAUUCGAGACCGCCGGGAUGACCAUGCCGAGUGCUCGGAUUGACGAGAUGUAG